CACGGAUCACACCGUCACGACCAGAACCAGAACGCGCUGGUUGUCAUGGAAACCCCUGAUCAACUGCUUUGUGAUUUUAGUUAUUGAAAAUGUGACCAAAAAUCAUUGGUUUUAACAUUUUAUUUUAUAAAUGGUACGACCCGGUAUCAUCAGGAGCAGUGAAUUAUUCAAGCAGAUUUUAUGAAACCUGCUCAUCAGUUGCUACUUUUUAAAAACACAAAACUUUUUUAAUAAGAAUUUUAAUUCCAUUUUGUUUCAUUUUCUUAUCCUAAUAAAAAUGUUUUACAGUGUAAAAUAUUCUGUUCACCAGUAAAGUUUAAAGUAAUUGACUAAAUUAUUACAAUUUGAUCAUUAUUUUGGACUUUAUUAGAUGAAACUCUUUACAUACCUAAUGUUGCCCAAAGAAUGUAAUAAAUAUUUAUUACAUAAAGUAAAUAUUUAUUACUUUGUUAUUCAGAAAGUAAUAAAUAUGUUAAAGUUGAUAUGAAAAUAUCUUCAGAAAAGUUUCACAUCUUUAAUCAGUUUCUUUUCUUUUUGCACCAAAAUCUAAAGUCUAAAAUAAUUUUCUCCCAAAAUAAAUAAUAUUUUAAAUUCUCUCUCCUUUAUCGGCACAACGACAAAUAAAACAUUUAAUGAAACAAACAAUAAUCUGAUGUUUUUCCUCAAACUGUUUCUGUUUAGCUCAGGAUGAAAGACGGACGGUUCUGAUGGUUCUGAUGGUUCUGAUGGAUGUUUGAGGUAAAUCUUAUUAUGAAAUAACUUUAAUAAACUUAAUAACUGUAAUGAACUGAACCAAACUGGUUCCCUCUCAUCUCUCGUCCCUGAUCCAGUCUGCUGGUUCUGAUUCUUGGUUCUGGUUCUAGGUUCUGGUUCUCUCUGUGUGUAUUCUGCUGACUCGGCGUUUCCCUCUUAUCUCUCGUCCCUGAUCCGGUCCGCCGGAUCGCCCUGCCAAUGAUUUACAGCCUGCAGCAGAGACAACGAGCCGGGCCUCAUCAGAACCGGGUCUGAGGGAGCCCGGACCGAGCGUCCCAAUUGGCUGGCCGGCGCUGACGCUCACCUGAGGACACGCCCACCCCCUCACCUCUGUGCAGCCUGUCCUCUGACAGACGGCAGGACAAAAGUCCAACCGGGCCGGUUCUGUGUGAAAGUUCCUGCAGGAGGAAAUAUCAGCUCAUAAAUGACCUCUGACCUGAUAGAGACGGUUACCAUGGAGCUGCUGAACCUCCUGAACAAAUCAGCUUCAUGCUACAUAAACCUGCAAUCCUAUUGGCUGACGGGACCAACAGCUGGUUACCAUGGAGACGACUGCACAGGAUGAGCGGCGUCGGGCCCAAGUCGUUGUUCUUCCUCGGACUCCCGGACCGGAGCCAGUUGGUCUGCGUCACGCUGAGUCCGCAGGAGGAAGAGCAGCAGGAGCCCAGGACCAAUCAGAUCAAGACCUGCAGGGAGCUGGUGCUGCUGUACUUGGACAUCCUGGCCUGUCCUGCUCUGGACUCCAUCACUGACGUCACUGCAGUCAUGUCUGUAAGCCUCCACCGUUUAUUGGCUUUAAUAAGCAGCAUUACAGUGUGAAACAUUAUGGCAGAAAAUGGAUGGAAGUUUGGUAACUUACUCAUUCAGAUCGGACAUAAUGUGGUUAAAUAUAAAUCAUUUGAGCUGAAUAUUAAAAAGAUUAUAAAAAAUAUAUAAUAAUGAUAAUAACUAAUUAACUUCCAUAUUAAAACUACAACUUAUAAUAAUUUUAAAAAUCCAAUAAAAUACUAAUACUAGUAAAUAAUGAUAUUAGAUAAUAUAUAGGUAAUAGACUAAGGAUAAUUAUUAUGUAAAAAGUAAAUAAAUAAAUGAGAUGAAUGAAGAUGUAAACUUGAGGUCUGGUUCUGCUGUUGCUCUCUGCUGCAGCAGGAAGUUUCCUGUUGUUCCACAGAUGUGGAGAUUGAGACAUUGUGAGGCUGACAGGAACAUGAAUGAUUGCCGUGGAAACGUUGCACGCCACCCCGUCUGCUCACACGCUACCUGCAUGCGCCGCUGCAGCAGCUGCAGCAGUUCGCCUCUCUGUGACUGGAAACAGAAAUAUAUUCUAGAAAUCAUCUCAUUGAACUGAUUCAGAAUAAUCAGGGAAAGUUUCUAUUUCAAAGACUUUAGUUUUUCUUCUUUAACUUUGUUUCUAAAAAGUAAAACCAGCUGCUGAUGAAGGGAAACCCAAACUAUCAGAACAAACUGCCUGCAGCACAGAGCAGCAGUCUGACCCGUUCAGUCCAGUCGGUUCUGUCCUCAUCAGAGGCAGUCAGUGAAAGUUCUGCAGGAAACCAGGAGGAGAGAAGAGCAGCGACCUUCAGAACGACCCUGCUGAAGGUCCACUUCCUGCAGCGCGGCGUCCUGCAGGCCUUUGCCAUCAGAAACCGUCUGCAGCUGGGCGGUCCUCACACGGCGUUUCCAGGCGACCUGCAGUGCUGCCUCUCUUACUCUCUGAUCAGCCGUUUGGCUCCCAGCUGGAACAAAGCAGGACUUUACCUGAUCUCAGGGGCAGACUUCCUGACCUGGCGAGGAACGCUCAGCGCCGUCAGUCUGGAGAUGAACACCAGUGGCGAUCGGCUGAGCCUCAGCAUCGAAGCCAGCGCCGUCAGAACGCCGCCGCCCACGCUGGACGACCUCGGGCUGCCGGCGCCGGUCCUCCAGAGGUUCUGCAGCGACCCGGACUUCAUCCUGGACCCGUCCUCCACUGGGGGACCCGUCUGGUGCCACGUCCUGCCCAGCAUGAAGAAGGGUCAGAUCAUCAGCAUCAGCCGCCAGCUGCCCAGAGACGGACCCUUCCGGACCUACGGAGACCUUCAGAACCACUGGAACCGCCUGUACGGCUACCGGCUGCCGGACCUGGAGGGGGGCGGAGUCUACUGCAGCGUCUACUUCAGACCGGUGGGAGAGAAAGUCUUCACUUACCCUCUCAGCUGUAUCCGCCUGCAGCCUGUGCAGCGCUGCCCCCGGGGUGACCUGCAGGGGGCGCUGGCCCGCUUCCUGGCCGACAGCAGUGAGCGGCUGCAGAGCGUGUGCGGCUUCCCGACCCGUCUGACCAGUAAACCCAGUUACCCCACGGCCGGCCUGACCACCGCUGCCUCCAUGCAGGUUCUGAGUUUGGACCAGAUCAACCUGACCACCAGGCCGGUUCUGUCCCAGCCUGCGCCGUCCUCCCGGGCAGACCCGCCCACCUGGGUCUCGCUCUCCCAGCAGGGCGGCGCUCUUCCAGGAAGCAGAUCUGGGAACUCGCUGUGGUACCGUCCGGAGGCCCGGUCCCCGUCAGCCCGGUCCCCGUCAGCCCGGUCCCCGUCAGCCCACCCGUCCUCCAGUCAGAACCAGCACCAGUCGGACCACUCCCGAUUCGUUUCCUCUUUCUUCCAACACUUCCAGCCGGCUUCAUCCCUCCCUCCUCUUCCUCAGCCCGGUCCGGUCCCAGUGAACCCGCCUCCCAAACUGGUUCCCAUCUUCAGGAACAACGACCCGACCCGCCGGCUCAGCGUGGCUCUGCUGCGAGUCCAGAAGCAGCAGAACCGAGGGAUGGAGGACAAACGCAGACUCACCCUGCCGCUUCCUGUUGGGUCACGAACCACACCUUCCUCUUCCUCCGCCUCUUCCUCAGCCGCGCCCCUCCCUCCUCCUCUCAUCGUCCCCCGAUUCGCCCGCCGCCCUAAAAGCCGGAGCGCCGCCGUUCCUCAGCCGUCGGGUCAGUCCAGGGUCACCCGGAUCUCCAGCCUCAGCCCAGUGUUCAAGGCGAAAGCAGCCAUCAUCAUCCCACCCAGAACCAAACCCAGCAGAACCUCUGGGACGGUCCGACCCGAACGGGCCGCCGACCGCUGGAAGGCAGCGGGACCCGAAAGCAUCGCCCCCAGGAGCAUCAUGAAAACCAGCAGAGAGGCUGGCCCUGAAGGCAGCACCGAACCAGAACCAACCCCGCCGCACAGGGAGACCGCCAGCAGCAGGAAGACGGUCGGCUUCGAUCUGAAAGAGAAACACAACAAGUCCAAAGUUUCAGUGGAAGACGUGGAGAAAAUGGCCAGAAGCAACCAGUGGUCCAGCCUGAGCGGCCGCUCUCUGCUGCUGUGGCUCAGGAACAGAGGAAUCCCUGUGAGCUCCAAGCUGAGGAAGGAGGAGCUGAUGAUGAAGGUGAUGAGCUGCCUGGCCGAGGCCUGAGCCGCCUGAUUGGACGGCGCCGCUGCACCACAGCCAAUCACAGAACGGUAAAAUCCUCCAGCAGCAGCAGCGUUCUCUGCUGCUGCUGGAGGAAAGAUUUAAUGUUUUUUAUUUAAAAAGAACAUUUAUAUUCUUUCUGUUCUAACUUUUUUAUUUCAUUUAUUUAU
Molecule: messenger RNA, 4349 nt
Organism: Xiphophorus couchianus (Monterrey platyfish)
Lineage: Eukaryota; Metazoa; Chordata; Actinopteri; Cyprinodontiformes; Poeciliidae
Gene: c21h18orf63
Product: chromosome 21 C18orf63 homolog
Exons: 14
Coding region: 2188-4182 (664 amino acids)
Source: RefSeq, a predicted model, not a curated record